UAUUUUGGGAAUAAUCUACCGGAAGUUGUUUCCUGGCAUGACGAGUUCACUCUGCGACGUCUCGCAGAAAGUUAGCCAGCGAGCUAAUGUUUAAUGUGUUAUUUAUUUUCAUGUAGAGCGUCACGUCGGACUCUUCGUUGAGCUCGCACUGGUCUGGUCCACAGGAUGAUCAGCACAGAGAGGGGGGGAGAUGGUGGUGCUGGUGCCGCAGAGCCCUCCAGUAAGAACAAGGAGAUGGAAAAGAAGAAGAGGUCCCGUGUCAAACAGCUGCUGGGUGAUGUGAAGAAGCAGGUGGAGUUCUGGUUCGGAGAUGUCAACCUGCACAAAGACCGCUUCCUGAAAAAACUCAUCGACGAGUCAGAUGAUGGAUAUGUUGAUCUGUCUGUGUUGGCGGACUUCAAUCGGAUGAAGAAGCUGACAACUGACACCAAGCUGAUUGCAAGAGCACUGAAAAAUUCAUCCGUAGUCGAGGUUAACCUAGAGGGGAAUAAAGUAAGGCGUCAGCUUCCAAUUGGAGAAGUACCAGACAAUGUUGACAGCCGCACAGUCUAUGUGGAACUUUUGCCAAAGGAUGUGACGCACAGCUGGAUAGAGAGAGUGUUCACAAAAUGUGGGAAUGUGGUUUAUGUCAGCAUCCCCAGAUACAAGUCCUCUGGAGACUCCAAGGGGUUUGCCUUUGUAGAGUUUGAGAAAGAAGAAGAAGCACAUAAAGCCAUAGAGAUGCUGAACAACCCCCCUGAAGACGCUCCCAGGAAGCCUGGGAUUUUCCCCAAGACGAAAAAAGGAAAGGCCAUUGCUCAGCCAGCCGACAAUCCACCCUCAGGGGAAGAAGAGGAGAAGAAAAAGCGAAAGAAGAAGAAGAAAAAAGAAGGUGCCGCAGCACAGGCUUCUGCUGAAGAAGCCAAAGAACAGGUGAUGGAGACGGAGCAGUCGGAUCAAAAGAGGAAGCGCUCAGCAACGGUGGAGUUUGAACCAGAGGUGGCCGCCACACAGAGGACGCCGGGCAAACUGUCUGAGAAAAAAAGGCGACGAUCACAGACCGCAGAUGGAUCUGAAAGUGAACUGCCAUCCAAAAUAAGAAAGACAAGUGAAUGUGACGAUCGAAAGAAGGAGACAGACACAACAAAGUCGAAUCUGCUUUCUCAAAGCAACUCAGAGACCGGUGUUGAGGAAGGGAAAGAAAACAGAGAUGACUCCACAGUGAAGGCAAAGAGAAAGCGAAAAAAGAAACACAAGGAGAAACUGAAAAUCGGGGAGGAGGUCAUCCCACUCCGUGUCCUGUCAAAGAAGGAGUGGCUUGACUUGAAGGAUGAGUAUCUGGCCUUGCAGAAGCGCAGCAUGAUGUCCCUAAAGAAGUGCAUGACUAAGAUCGAUCACAAGGAGCACAAGAGUCUCAUGGAGACAGACACUGAGCCUCAAGAUGGAAACAUGGAGAAGAGUAACAAAAGUGAGAAAGCAGCUAACCAAGGCCCUCAGUUUACCUGUGGUGUCAUCAUGAAGAUUACAGACGGCAAGCCGCUACCAGGGAGGAAGUUCAUCAAAGAUGCUCUGUGCAAAAUAUCACCGGUGGCGUACAUUGACAUCUUGGAAGGAGAUGCUGAGGGUCACAUCCGCUUUCACACCCCAGAAGACGCUAAAGUCAUCAGUGACGCUCGAGCAGAGCUACAGAAAGAGCACAGCUGGAAGCUCGAGAUCCUCUCAGGUGACCAUGAGCAAAGGUACUGGCAGAAGAUCCUAGUGGACCGCCAAGUCAAGCUGAAUCGUCCGAGGGAGAAGAAGCGGGGCACAGAGAAGCUCAUAUCCAAAGCCGAAAAAAUCAUCGUCGCCCGUGCAAAGGAGGCUAAUAAGCACAUCCGUUUCCAAGAAGACUGACCGCUGCUGAAACUAGUUUUUGAAGACCGUGCGUAGACGACUUUGUUUAAAGAGGGGACAGUUCUUAGCUGGAAGAAAACUGAAUGGAAACUUGAUCAAGUGUUGUUAAAAUGUCCCCUUUAUGUUUUUUUGUUUUCGUUUGCACUGGAGCCCCCGAGAUAAUGUGGGAUGCUGCUAUGCAUAAAGACAUGGUGGUAUUUUUUUAAUUGGUAACCUUUUUUUUAAAAAAAAGAUUCUGUAUGUGAUGUAAAUAUGAUUAAUUUGAAAGUUCUUCCAGUCAAAAUGUGGACAAGUUGUGGCAUUACCUUUUUGAAGAUAUUUGCCUUUUUGUUUUUUUUAAUAAAAUAUCAUUAUUUGAUCAUUACAGUA
This is a messenger RNA of Larimichthys crocea (large yellow croaker), 2241 nucleotides long. RefSeq names its product La ribonucleoprotein 7, transcriptional regulator (gene larp7). The transcript has 13 exons. Gene Ontology annotation, molecular function: RNA binding. The coding region runs from base 166 to 1872 and encodes 568 amino acids. NCBI's taxonomy places the organism in Eukaryota, Metazoa, Chordata, Actinopteri, Sciaenidae. Gene Ontology annotation, biological process: RNA processing. Gene Ontology annotation, cellular component: ribonucleoprotein complex; nucleus. The record is from RefSeq and is a predicted model, not a curated record.